This is a messenger RNA of Harmonia axyridis, 629 nucleotides long. Its product is annotated as galactose mutarotase-like. Gene Ontology annotation, molecular function: aldose 1-epimerase activity; carbohydrate binding. NCBI's taxonomy places the organism in Eukaryota, Metazoa, Arthropoda, Insecta, Coleoptera, Coccinellidae. The record is from RefSeq and is a predicted model, not a curated record. Gene Ontology annotation, biological process: beta-D-galactose catabolic process via UDP-galactose, Leloir pathway; glucose metabolic process. The transcript has a single exon. Bases 1 to 519 code for a protein of 172 amino acids.
AUGCUCAACCACGUUGUGAGCAUAAAUGCUGAAUACAUUUGGAAAGCAAAUCGGCUGAUGAUACCUACUGGACAUAGGAUACCAAUCGAAGAGAGUCCUUUCGAUUUGAGACAACCACGGUUAUUGAAACAAGUGAUUGCUAAAAACCCCGAUAUGGUAGGUUUCGACCACAACUAUUGCAUCACCAAAGGAGAGUACCAACAGGAUUCUUUCAUUGCAAGGGUGUUACAUCCAGCAAGUGGAAGGAUUUUGGAGUUGUAUUCGAACCAGCCUACUGUUCAGUUUUAUACUGGUAACAAGUUGCCUGUAGCUCCUGAAAAUUACAAGGGUGAUCCAAAAAAACUGGAUACUCUGGUUGGAAAAAGCCUCAAGAAUUACAACAAACAUGGUGGGUUUUGUCUCAGCCCUCAGUUUUACCCAGAUGCUCCUAAUCAUAAAGAUAGAGUUCCACAUUUCCUUCUCAAUCCAGGAGAUAUUUAUUAUAAUACUAUGCGUUAUAAAUUCUUCAUACAAAAAUAAACGAGUGGUUUAUCAAAUCACAAAAGGAUCAAGAAGUACAAAGGCGUCAAUUAUCAGUGUUAAUUUGUAAAUUUGUUGAAUUAUAUUCAUUAAAAGUUCUAUUUUGACUA